This is a messenger RNA of Erigeron canadensis, 1740 nucleotides long. RefSeq lists its product as uncharacterized. NCBI's taxonomy places the organism in Eukaryota, Viridiplantae, Streptophyta, Magnoliopsida, Asterales, Asteraceae. The coding region runs from base 1 to 1740 and encodes 579 amino acids. The record is from RefSeq and is a predicted model, not a curated record. The transcript is spliced from 3 exons.
AUGGCGAAAAGAAGUCUCUGGAUUUUUAUUAAGCAGUUUUUGGCUAACCAUGGAGAUAAUUUCAUUGUUUUUGGUGUGGAUGAACGGAUGGGAUCAGUCUUUUGUCAAGCGAAUGCUGAUGCUUUUAACUCGUUCAUUUCUGAUGUCGGGCUUGUGGAUAUACCGAUGGGUCAGUACAAGUUUACUCGGAUGAGUCCGAGUGGAAAUUGUGGUGCUAAACUUGACAGGUUUUUAAUCUCUAACUCCUUUUUGGCGGCUGUGGAUAAUAUUAAGGCGGUAGUGUUGGACAGAUUAAAACUCUCGAAGGGAGACAUAAAAAGUUGGAAAAACAACGUCAACAAUAAAGCUGAAUUGGUUACACUUCGUGAAGUAGACUUGGUUGAUCUGGAUAAACAGUUGGAUAAUGGAGUAGUACAUGAUACUAUUGUGAGAAAGCGGAUCGACAUUUUACACGAAAUCCUAAAAAAGGAAAAUGGUGAAUCUUUAGACAUUCAACAAAAAUCUAAGAUCACCUGGUGUGUGGAAGGUGAUGAGAAUUCUCAUUUCUUUCUCUCUUAUGUCAACAAAUCUCGAAAAAAUCUGUCAAUCCAAGGUAUUAACGUGAAUGGUGUCUGGUUAGAUGAUCCUGAUAGUGUCAAGAAUGCUCGGAAAUUCAAGAGAGGUCCGUAUGUGAAAUUAACUUCUAGGAGUCCCAUGUUCAAAUCAUUAACUUUGGAGCAGGUGACUAAUCUUGAAAGACUUGUAACUGAAGAUGAGAUCAAGGCUGCUGUUUGGAAUGCGGUUUUAUCCCACCUGGCCGGUUGUAAUUCUUCAUUUAUUACUUUGAUUCCGAAAGUGCUUUAUCCAUUGACUAUUGAGGAUUUCCGAACGAUUAGUCUUAUAGGUUUACAAUACAAAAUCAUCGCUAAAAUUCUAGCAAUGAGACUUGCUAAGGUGCUGGAUUCAGUGGUGAGCCAUAUUCAAUCAGCUUUUAUUAAGGGGCGCAACAUCCUUGAUGGCCCUCUAAUCCUUAACGAGAUUCUUGAUUCGUCUAAAAAGAAGAAGAAAAAAGCUAUGUUCUUAAAGUUGGACAUUACUAAGGCCUAUGACUCCCUUAAUUGGGAUUACUUGUGUACUAUAAUGCGUUUUAUGGGGUUUGGGAGGAGAUGGAUUAGUUGGAUUUCUGGUUGCCUUUACUCGGCUAGAUCUUCCAUUCUUGUUAAUGGCAGUCCCACUAAGGAGUUCAUCUUAGAAAGAGGCCUCAGACAUGGUGAUCCGAUGGCACCUUCACUAUUCAUUCUUGCCAUGGAGGGUUUACAUGUUGCUGUGGAAGAUAUGAAACUAUCUGGAACGAUUCGUGGCUUAAAGGUUGGUAAUAUCUCCCUAUCUCAUCUUAUUUAUGCCGACGAUGUCCUCUUUUUGGCAGAUUGGUCGGAAGAAAAUUUGAUCAACAUUAAAACUAUUUUUACAUGUUUCUACCUCUCCUCUGGGUUGCGGAUUAACCUUCAGAAAUCUAGAUUAUAUGGGGUCGGUGUUAAUGGAGUAGAAGCUGAUCGUUUUGCAUCUAUAAUGGGAUGUGGUCGUGGUGUUUUUCCGUUCACUUAUUUGAGUGUGCCGAUUGGUGCUAACAUGAAAAGAAAGGAGUCAUGGCGUCCAGUCAUUGAUAAAUUUAAAAAGAGAUUGUCUAAAUGGAAAGCUAGUUUGCUUUCGAUUGGUGGGCGAUCAAACACUAAUUACUUCGGUUCUUGGUGCUGUGGGUAA